This is a messenger RNA of Magallana angulata, 1463 nucleotides long. RefSeq lists its product as uncharacterized. The coding region runs from base 290 to 685 and encodes 131 amino acids. The transcript has 4 exons. The record is from RefSeq and is a predicted model, not a curated record. NCBI's taxonomy places the organism in Eukaryota, Metazoa, Mollusca, Bivalvia, Ostreida, Ostreidae.
AAAGUAGCUUUAGUUAAAAUGGAUUUUAACCCUAUUAUUGUUUCAUAAUAUUUAAUCGACCAUCUUUGCACGAACAUUUUAGCUAGGGUGUUUAAAGAGCAAAUACAUUUGAUCACAGAAAGGCCACUCUUUCUUGUUUAUUCUUCUUUAAAACUAAAAGGCAGGCUUGCAUAUAACCCUUUGUUUUUGAAUACUUAAGCUUUUGAUGAAUCAAUAUGCUGUCAUAUAAAUAAGGAGAAACAACUGCAUAAAGAAAAGGAUAAACUACAGGUUGACUACGGUGUACAAAAUGUUCCUCCAUAGUCCAUUCAUGUUGGUUUUGUUGGGGAUCUUACUUGAUCCGACUGUAGGCGGAAUGUUGCAUUUCUCGUCAUCCCCUGAAUACGUAGGGCUUUCCGUGAUGACAAAUAACGGCACUGACGACGUUUUGUUUGACGAAAGAAUGGCUGAUCUUGGAGAAUGUGCUAAAGAGUGUACAGCCUUCUCCUGUCUGUCGUUUACAUAUAACUGGAUCUCGGGAAACUGUCAGGGUUAUUCUGAAAUCUACAGCACAAUUGAACCGUUUCGUGAAGACCAUGGUUCACAGUAUUAUCAAAGCAACUUUUACGCCGCACCUACCAGCACCACUGAAGAGUCAGAAUGGGGGAAGUGGAUGGACAAAAUUCAAGAUAAAACGGCCUUUUAAAAGUGAAAUUAAAAUUUAAAUACACUAAUUAUGCAUAUUCCACAUCUUGAAUACUUUAUUCAAGAUAAUAAGGAAGUGUUGUCUUGUAAGAUUAAGUCUUUUCCGGCGAUAUAACCUUUUUUAUUAAAAAAAAUCCGAAUAGAACAAUAAUUAGGGUUUUGGAGGUUUUGUUUUGAACAAUGUAGAAUGCACUUUUUCAUGAACAAAACUUAAAUCAACAAUUUUGUUAUAACCAUAAUAUUCCCUUUUACCAAAUUGUUCAAACCUGACAUCCAUGUGAUUUUGUACUAAUAUGCCAUGAUUAAAACAUAGAGGAAAUAUUCUGAACAAAGUUUAAUUUUUAUUGUAAUCGUACAAAAUAAUACCAUUCUCUAUCGUUUUCUGUACAAAAUGAUGAAUGUGCAAGCAUUUCGAACGAUGCCUUUGUGCAUGCUUUUUCAUGACGCAGUGUGGACUAAUAGGACCAAUGCAAAAACAAACUUUGUUAAUCUAAACAUGCUUCAUUGUCUUGACAAGUGUUCCUUUGUUCAAUAUAUAGUUUAUUUAGAUCACUAACACAUCAUCACACCAUCGAUUUUACGUAUUAUUGCACUAUAGACCGUUUUGAGCAUAAAAAAAAGCGUCCGAUAGUUUCUAACAUGCACGUUUAUCUUUUUGAUCCUAUUUAAAAGUUUUAGAAUGUAAACAUAAUGUUUUUGGGGAUUUCAUAUUGUAUUCUGUACAUAAUUAGCAUUCAUUACCAUUAUGUAUUCAAAGCAGAACAACACUUUUGAGACGA